AUGGCCACCAACGAAGCGCAAAACGCGUCGGCAGACGUCGUCUCAGCGGAUGCCCACAUUUCUACGGGGAACAGUGACUUUCCAACCGCCAAUGGCAAGCGCAAAGCCGAUUCUGAGCUCGACCGAGCCGCCAAAAGGAUUUCGCCAGCGACCGAGAUUCCAGAACCGACGACAGAUGUGGCCAACUCUGGGGACGGAGGGGGCAAUUCUGAAAUAGCAACUGGAGAAAACCCACCACUUUCUAAAAACCAACUCAAAAAGCUACGAAAGCAACAGCAAUGGGAAGACUUCAAACAAGAUCGGCGGGCCAAGCGCAAGGACAAACGGCACGAGAAACAAGCCCGCAAGCGCGCCGAGAAAGAAGCCAUAAUUGCCGAAGCCGAGGCUGCCGGGCUUGACCCGGCGAAGGUGCUUCAACAGCAGCAAAAACAGCCUUGGAAGUUCCGUCCCGUACCGGUGUCGUUCAUCAUCGACUGCGAUUUCGAGGCGUACAUGCGCGAGCCAGAGUUGGUGUCGUUGUCAAGCCAGCUAGUGCGGUCGUACGCGAUGAACCGGAAGUCAAAAUACCAGGCUGCGUUGCACUUUAGCUCGUGGGGAGGUAAGCUCAGGGAACGGUUCGAAACGGCGUUGAAGAACACACACCAUAACUGGAAGAAUGUGGGGUUUCACGAGGCCGAUUUUAAGGCUGCCGCAACGAGUGCGCGCGAGCAGAUGAUGGGGCCAGAUGGCGGGGAAGUCAUUGAUCUAAUCAAGCCCUCAACUUCCGAAGGCGAAGCCGUGGGUGAGACCGAAGGCCAGGAUGAAGAAGAUGUAGACCGUACAGUGGUUUACCUGACCUCGGAAUCACCACAUACCCUUGACCGGCUAGAAGCCAACACCAGCUAUGUUAUUGGCGGGAUAGUCGACAGAAACAGAGAAAAGGGGUUAUGCUACAACCGAGCCAAGGGGUUCAAGGUUCGGACGGCCAAGCUACCGAUCGGCGAGUACAUGGCCAUGCAAAGUCGGUAUGUCCUGACAACCAACCAGGUGGUGGAAAUCAUGGCGAAAUGGUUGGAGUGUGGCGAUUGGGGGCAGGCAUUUAUGGAUGUGAUCCCGAGGCGUAAAGGAGGGACACUUAAGGACGAUGCGACAGGGAUCCCGGAGAAAGAGGGUGCAGACGAUGACGAUGAGCAUGAUGGCCUGGGGGAAGCUGUGGAUCAGGUAGUUGGGGAAGAUGUAGAGGCUGGGGCUGAAGAGGCUCCCUAA
This is a messenger RNA of Dichotomopilus funicola, 1245 nucleotides long. RefSeq names its product guanine-1-methyltransferase-domain-containing protein. Gene Ontology annotation, biological process: tRNA N1-guanine methylation. The record is from RefSeq and is a predicted model, not a curated record. The transcript has a single exon. Gene Ontology annotation, molecular function: tRNA binding. Gene Ontology annotation, cellular component: nucleus. NCBI's taxonomy places the organism in Eukaryota, Fungi, Ascomycota, Sordariomycetes, Sordariales, Chaetomiaceae. The coding region runs from base 1 to 1245 and encodes 414 amino acids.